UGUUGACAGCUGCUAAGCAAUGAAUUUUUAACGUGGUUUUGUCUUUUAUACUAUUUUUGAUAAAAAUGCAGAAUUGUUAUAGUUCAAAUCGUAUUCCGAGGGAAAACAUGCAUGAUCAAGAUGAACGACUGACUAAAAAGCAUAUAGAAACCCUAGGGUUUGUCAAAGAAAUAGCAGAAGAGAACAAAGUGUUGAAGCAGAAAAUUGAAGAAUAUGAGCUAAAGACAUUAAAGUGUGCAGAGUUACAUGCCCUUGCAGAAGAGAGCCAGGAGAGGAUAAAGAAGAUUCAGGAGCAGUACCUUAAGAGAGCUGAUGAGAUCAAUGCUAUGAUGGCAGAGAAGCAUAAGAAUGAGAUGAUGUAUGCCAUUGAAGAAAAAUUAGACAUGGAGAAGAGGAAUAAUGAUGAAAUUGCUAGACUCAAGGCUCGGAUUCAGGAACUGGAGAAAAUUAACAAAGAACUUCUUAGUAAAUUGAAUAAGAUGUCAGAGUCUGAUGAAAAAUUCAAUAUCCUUCAAAUGAAACUGGAUGAAGAAUCUAGGAAUUCAAGAGACCUGAGAACUGAAAACAAUACUCUGAGGGAAGCUAUAGAGGCUUUAGAACAAAAGAAUCUCUACCUCUUAAACCACAACGAGUCAGAACAACUUGCCAGGAGAAAUAAAGAACUGAAACAAGAAAUUCAAGAGCUAGUUCAAAAGAACACAGAACUGAACUACCGUAUCAGCCACCUGGAAAAGGAAGCAAGUGACAGCAAGAUGGACGAAGAAAAAGUCAAACUCAUUGAAAAUCUCAAAGUGAAAAUUACACAAAUGCAGACAGAAAGAGGAAUUGCCAACGAAAGAGAACGACAUUUUGAAAAAAUGAUUAAACAACUGCAAAAUGAAGUGGAAACGUCAAAAGAACAGCUUGUCCAAACAGCAUUAUCAAAACAGAAACUCUUUGAGGAAUACCAAAAAGUUUUGAAGGAGUUAGAAAAACUCAAAAAACAGUAUGCAAUAGAUAGCCACCAGAAAACAUUUAAAGACUUUGUUCAGUUAAAGAGACAACUGAAUACAGUGAAAAAUGAAAAUGAGGACCUUAAACAGAAAGCCAAAGGGACAGGUAGUCUGCCAACUCUAAAAGAUGAAGCUGUUACCAGUAAAAACAAUAGUCAUUUAGGUAGGCCAUCUUCACUGAAGGCAGUAACUAAUGGCCGAAGGUGAUCAUCCCUAUCUGUUAGCCCUGAAUGAAAUGCCAGUUGUUUCCAUUUACCAUGUAGAUAGGAAAUGGGUAUUUUUUCCCCCCUUGCCCUUUGAUAUUCAUUCCACUUCAUGACUUCUAAUCAAUAUCUCUUAUGAAAAGUAAGCUAGCAGAUUAAAUGCAGGUAGAAUGUUACCUGAUU
Saccostrea echinata is the source of this 1378-nucleotide messenger RNA. Its product is annotated as leucine zipper protein 1-like. The record is from RefSeq and is a predicted model, not a curated record. Bases 66 to 1199 code for a protein of 377 amino acids. NCBI's taxonomy places the organism in Eukaryota, Metazoa, Mollusca, Bivalvia, Ostreida, Ostreidae. The transcript is spliced from 5 exons.